Molecule: messenger RNA, 1581 nt
Organism: Nycticebus coucang (slow loris)
Lineage: Eukaryota; Metazoa; Chordata; Mammalia; Primates; Lorisidae
Gene: RGR
Product: retinal G protein coupled receptor
Exons: 7
Coding region: 16-891 (291 amino acids)
Biological process (GO): visual perception; phototransduction; G protein-coupled receptor signaling pathway
Cellular component (GO): membrane
Molecular function (GO): G protein-coupled receptor activity
Source: RefSeq, a predicted model, not a curated record
GGAGGGCCAGUGAGAAUGGCAGAGCCCGGCACCCUGCCUGCUGGCUUUGGAGAAAUCGAAAUGCUGGCCAUGGGGACCAUGCUGCUGGUAGAAGCUCUCUCAGGUCUCAGCCUCAAUAGCCUGACCAUCUUCUCUUUCUGCAAGACCCCGGAGCUACAGACUCCCAGCCACCUACUGAUACUGAACUUGGCUCUUGCAGACAGCGGAAUCAGCCUGAAUGCCCUCUUCGCAGCCAUAUCCAGCCUCCUUCGGCGCUGGCCCUAUGGCUCAGGUGGCUGCCAGGUUCACGGCUUCCAGGGCUUCACGACGGCAUUGGCCAGCAUCUGCGGCAGUGCAGCCAUCGCCUGGGGGCGCUAUCACCACUACUGCACCCGUAGCCCACUGGCAUGGAGCACAGCCAUCUCCCUGGUGCUCUUUGUGUGGCUAUCUUCUGCCUUCUGGGCAGCCUUGCCCCUCUUGGGUUGGGGCCACUAUGACUACGAGCCCCUGGGGACAUGCUGCACCCUGGACUACUCCAAAGGGGACAGAAACUUCACCAGCUUCCUCUUCACCAUGGCCUUCUUCAACUUCCUCAUGCCCCUCUUUAUCACACUCACAUCCUACCAGCUGAUGGAGCAGAAGCUCAGGAGAAGUGGCCACCUCCAGGUCAACACCACUUUGCCUGCCAAGACUCUGCUGCUCGGCUGGGGGCCCUAUGCCCUCCUGCAUCUGUACGCAACCAUCGCAGAUGUGACUUCCAUCUCCCCUAAACUACAGAUGGUGCCUGCCCUCAUUGCCAAAACAGUGCCCACAAUCAAUGCCGUCAACUAUGCCCUGGGCAGCGAGGUGGUAUGCAGAGGGAUCUGGCAGUGCCUCUCACCACAGAGGAGCAAGCAUGACGGAGCCAAGUGAGCCCAUCAGCCUGGGACAAGCCUGAUGUUGGGAGGCUGCCCUAGGAGCCCUGCCUGGAGCCCCGGAGCCAAGCGGUUGUCCACCUUCCCCAGUGGCCCUGUUGGGCCUGACCCUAGACUGGACACAGAAUUCAGAAACACCAGAUUCCAUGAAAGAGAGAAACUGUGGCAAAGUCACUUCUAAAUUUUCUGACCCUUACUGUAAGGAUAGUAAAACAGACUUCACAGGGCUGUUGUGAAGUUUGAACAUGUACUCCCUAAGCACAUAGAAAACACUCAUUAAAACAGCCAUUAGUGGCUUGGCACCUGUAGCUCAGCAGCUAGGGCACCAGCCACAUACACCGGAGCUGGCGGGUUCGAAUCCAGCCUGGGCCUGCCAAAUAACAAUGAUGGCUGCAACCAAAAAAUAGCCAGGCAUUGUGACGGGUCCCAGCUACUUGGGAGGCUGAGACAAAAGAAUCUCUUAAGCCCAAGAGUUUGAGGUUGCUGUGAGCUGUGAUGCCACAGCACUCUACCAAGGGCAACAUAGUGAGACUCUGUCUCAAAAAAAAAAAAAAAGAAAAAGAAACAGCCAUUAGUUAAGACUCAGUCUCCCAUAGGAAGGGUUCAAAGCCCCAAGGUUCACCUGUGGGAGCUCUACCUAGGCUGCCAGCAUUCAAACAUCACUUAUUAAAUCAUCAUCUGGUGCAGC